Molecule: messenger RNA, 767 nt
Organism: Castor canadensis (American beaver)
Lineage: Eukaryota; Metazoa; Chordata; Mammalia; Rodentia; Castoridae
Source: RefSeq, a predicted model, not a curated record
UGCCCUCCUCGGCCGCGCGCGUGCCUCGUGUUCAGGCCCGGCGAACCGGCACGGCGAGCAUGGCGGGCGCGGGCGUGAAGCGGCGCGCGGCAGCAGCCCCGGCGGCCACGGAGGAGGAGCGGCAGGCGCGGGAGAAGAUGCUGGCGGCGCAGCGCGCGGAGGGCGCGGACCCCGCGGGCGCGGGCGCGGGCGGGGGCGAGGGCGUGACCCUGCAGCGCAGCAUCACGCUGCUCAACGGCGUGGCCAUCAUCGUGGGCACCAUCAUCGGCUCGGGCAUCUUCGUGACGCCCACCGGCGUGCUCAAGGAGGCCGGCUCGCCGGGGCUGGCGCUGGUGGUGUGGGCCGUGUGCGGCGUCUUCUCCAUCGUGGGCGCGCUCUGCUACGCCGAGCUGGGCACCACCAUCUCCAAGUCCGGCGGCGACUACGCCUACAUGCUGGAGGUGUACGGCUCGCUGCCCGCCUUCCUCAAGCUCUGGAUCGAGCUGCUUAUCAUCCGACCCUCCUCGCAGUACAUCGUGGCGCUCGUCUUCGCCACCUACCUGCUCAAGCCGCUCUUUCCCAGCUGCCCCGUGCCCGAGGACGCCGCCAAGCUCGUGGCCUGCCUCUGCGUGCGUGAGUACUGGACCGGCCGGGGCGGGGGGCGAGCAGGGGGCGGUCCCCUGUCCCUGCAUCCCGGGACCCCUGCAUCCUGGAGCGCGCAUUCUCUACAUCCCGGAUCCCGCCUCCCGGCAUCCCCACCAGCGCCUGGACCAUCCCCGAAGUUCUAG